GGUCAAAGUUCAAACCUUCUAUAAAGCCAACGGCUACAAUUGUGUAUUCCUUCUCUUCCUCUCCAUCUCUACUCUCUAUUUCUCUCUACAGUCAUCGGAGACAAAUUUAUCGUUCUCCAUUGAUAAAAACUUGGCGAAAAUAUCGCUUUCCUCUAAAACUGAUUACCCCAAUCUAGGCGAAAGGGCAAAAGAUCGCCUCCGGCAGUUAAUUGCCAGUUUCGUAUUUCUAUUUUUCUUUCUUUUUUCUUUUUUUAAAGCUCCUAAAGGCCUAUUCACUUUCGGUUCUUCCCUGUCGGUAAGAAUCCACUCUCUCCUCCCUGCAUUCCUCGUCCUUCAUUUUCAAGGCGUGCUCUAGAAUGACCCAUUCUGAUAAACCCAGAAGCUGAAAAGAAACUCGGUUUUCUUUUCCAGAUUCAGCUUCUGGGUUUAUUUUGUUUUUUUUUUUUUUUUUGCUCAAAUCGCUGAUGUUCCUAUUUCUUUCUCCAUGGCUUCUGGAUUCAAAUUUUGAAGCUUAAAGGAAAUCAGUUUCCUUUUCGAGUUUUCCAGGUUUAGUUCGCUUUUGUUCAAUUUGUUGAGAAUCUCAUUUCCUUCUUGCUGGAUUUUGGGUUCAAAUUUUGAGGCUGAAAGGGAGUUUCCUUUUUCAAGUUUCAGCUUCUGGGUUUACUUUGUUUUUGUGUAAAUAGCUGGAAAUCCCAUUUCCUUCUAGAUUGAUUUUAGAGUCAAAUUCUGAAUAGACAGCGAGAGAGGGGGAAGAAACAAGAAAAUGUCUGUUGUCGACGUUGCUUUGGGGCCGAUUCAUAAAGAAUCGGCAUAUGUCCGUGGUUAUUGCAACAAUGGCCAGCAGGGACCUGUGCCUGAAGAGUCAUCAAUAUUAAUAUAUCUUAGUAUCGCUGGUUCCCUCAUUCCCAUGCGGGUCCUAGAGUCCGAUUCUAUAGCAUCAGUGAAGCUAAGGAUCCAGACAUGUAAAGGGUUUGCGGUGAAAAAGCAGAAGCUUGUUUUUGGAGGCAGAGAGCUGGCCAGAAACAAUUCCCUUGUUAAGGACUACGGAGUCAUUAGCGGCAAAGUUUUGCAUUUGGUUCUUAAGCUCUCUGAUCUCUUACUUAUCACUGUAAGGACCACUUGUGGACGGGAAUUUGAGUUUCAAGCGGAUAGAUAUCGGAAUGUUGGGUAUUUAAAGCAGCGGAUUUUCAAAGAAGGGAGAGUUUUUGUUGGAGUUGAGGAACAAGAGAUCUUUUACAAUGGUGAAAAGCUUGAUAACCAGAGGCUUAUCGGCGAUAUAUGCAGCAACAAUGAUGCUGCCAUUCAUUUGUUGGUCCAAAAAUCUGCACAGGUAAGGGCUAAGCCUUUGGAGAAAGAUUUUGAGAUUUCCAUUGUGGCAGUGAAUUCCAAUGAGAGAAGAGAGAGUGAAGUAGAAGGAGGACAGAAUCAACCUGAGGAGAUUGAGGUUGUCAGUAGGGAGCAACCUGCAGGUAGAAAUUUCUGGUUGAAACCAGUUAUUCUUAAUCCUAAGAUCAGAUUGAAUUCAGUUUUCUGGAACAUGGUUAACUCUACAUUUGAUGGGUUGGAGAGAGGAAAGUCACCCAUCCGAUCAUCUGAGGGGACAGGAGGAACUUAUUUUAUGCAAGAUCCAUCAGGCCAGAAGUUUGUUUCUGUUUUUAAACCCAUCGAUGAGGAACCAAUGGCUGUGAAUAACCCCCAUGGGCUACCUGUCUCAUCAAAUGGUGAAGGGCUGAAAAGGGGGACAAAGGUAGGAGAAGGAGCAGUGAGGGAAGUAGCAGCUUACUUAUUGGAUCAUCCAAGAAGUGGUCCGAGGGCAUUAUCUGGUGAGGUUAUUGGCUUUGCCGGUGUACCUCCUACCGUAAUUGUUCAAUGCUUGCAUGAAGGAUUUAACUAUCCCGAAGGAUAUGAAUAUGCGAUGAAAAAUGUAAAGACCGGAUCUUUACAGAUGUUUAUGAAGAAUGAAGGAAGUUGUGAUGAGAUGGGUCCAGGGGCUUUCCCAGUGGAAGAGGUGCAUAAGAUCAGUGUGCUGGACAUAAGAAUGGCCAACGCAGAUAGGCAUGCUGGAAAUAUAUUGGUUAACAAAGGGGAGAACGGUCAGAUUAUGCUCAUUCCAAUUGAUCAUGGAUACUGCUUGCCCGAGAAAUUUGAAGAUUGCACAUUUGAUUGGCUCUACUGGCCUCAAGCCCGGCAGGCUUACUCGCCUGAGGUAAUUGACUACAUAGAUUCACUGGAUGCAGAACAGGAUAUCACACUUCUGAAAUUUCAUGGGUGGGACAUUCCUCUUGAGUCUGCUCGUACACUUCGUAUAUCCACCAUGCUUUUGAAGAAAGGUGCAAAGAGGGGCCUCACUCCCUUUGCUAUUGGAAGUAUCAUGUGCAGAGAAACACUGAAUAAGGAAUCUGUGAUGGAGGAGAUUGUUCGUGAAGCCGAGGAUUCGCUGCUCCCUGGCAUGAGUGAAGCUGCGUUUCUUGAAACCGUCUCCGAGAUCAUGGACUCCCGGCUUGACAAACUCACAAAGUAAUUAAUUUGGCUCAGGUGUCAUGGAUUCCUUGACGAGCUGAAAAAAUUAAGUUCCAUAUGGUAUAAUUGUAGGUAUAUAAUUGUAUGUAAAUUGAAUGAUGAGUCCAUUUUUAGAUGGACUGCAGUGAUGUAUGAUAUAUGGAUGGCUUAUCUUUGUCAUAAGCUAGAAAACCUUCAAUUUUCUUGCUGCUGCCUACUCUCGCUUCUGUCCAUCAAUACCUGAGUUUUUUGUAUUGGAUGCAGAACAGAAGUUCAAAUACCUUGAAUAAUAUAUGUGGUGCUUAGAUGA
This is a messenger RNA of Manihot esculenta (cassava), 2809 nucleotides long. RefSeq names its product phosphatidylinositol 4-kinase gamma 2. Gene Ontology annotation, molecular function: protein binding. The transcript has 2 exons. The record is from RefSeq and is a predicted model, not a curated record. The coding region runs from base 764 to 2521 and encodes 585 amino acids. NCBI's taxonomy places the organism in Eukaryota, Viridiplantae, Streptophyta, Magnoliopsida, Malpighiales, Euphorbiaceae.